AAAUCCGUUUAAAGGCAAAGUGUUCCAUGAAUACCAGCACGAGGAUGUAUACAAGGGUGUGGUAAUUGACUACCGUGGAGAAGAUAUCACACGGUUUAACUUCAUGAAAGUACUAAGAGGCGAUGAUAAACUUGAAGCCAACAAGAAGAAGGUGCUGAGAAGCGGUCCUAAUGACAACGUGUUCAUCUUCUUCUCCGGCCAUGGUGGGACUUUCUUUAUUACCUUCCUACAAGAUAUUUUGUAUGCCACGGAGUUGAACAGCACCCUCGCCUACAUGCAUUCCAAAAAAAAGUACAACAAAUUGGUGCUAUACCUGGAGACUUGCUGCUCUGGCUCUAUGUUUAAAGAUGUUCUUCCUUCAAAUAUGGGAAUCUACGUGACAACAUCAGCCAAUGAAGAUGAAACUUCCCAUGCUAUUUUUUGUAAGGACAAGGAAAUCGAUGUUUGCCUAGCGAACGAAUACUCGUACGACUGGAUUUUAGAUUCGGAAUACAAUGACCUAAAAAAGCGUACACUGGAGGAACAAUACGUUGAGGUAAAAAGGACUACGGUGUUUAGUCAUGUGAUGAAAUACGGUGAAAUGGCGAUGGGAAGUCUACCGGUUGGAAAAUUCCAAGGUCAUUAUGAUCUACCGAUGUACCGGAAAGAUGGGGCGAUAGCACCAAAUUCUAUAGAUAGAAAGCCCUAUUGCCAGGCGCACUUGUAUACGAAGUCUCGACGCUUCACUGAGGCCGCAACCGAGGACGAACAUGAAACCGCUUUGCGAAAGCUACACCGUGCACUUCAACUUGGCCACAUCGUCGAGGAAAUGUUCCGUGACAUCGUCAUGGAUGUGACAACCCAUCAUAAACCAACGCUAAAGGGCUUGUCCAAGAAGGAUGAGCUCAUGUGUUUCCAGGCACCAAAUUCUAUAGAUAGAAAGCCCUAUUGCCAGGCGCACUUGUAUACGAAGUCUCGACGCUUCACUGAGGCCGCAACCGAGGACGAACAUGAAACCGCUUUGCGAAAGCUACACCGUGCACUUCAACUUGGCCACAUCGUCGAGGAAAUGUUCCGUGACAUCGUCAUGGAUGUGACAACCCAUCAUAAACCAACGCUAAAGGGCUUGUCCAAGAAGGAUGAGCUCAUGUGUUUCCAGGCAGUAUUCGAUCAAUUCCGGACGCACUGCUUCACAAGUCUGCAGGCAAGUUGA
Opisthorchis viverrini is the source of this 1192-nucleotide messenger RNA. RefSeq lists its product as hypothetical. Gene Ontology annotation, biological process: vacuolar protein processing. Lineage: Eukaryota; Metazoa; Platyhelminthes; Trematoda; Opisthorchiida; Opisthorchiidae. The record is from RefSeq and is a predicted model, not a curated record. The annotation marks the transcript as partial. Gene Ontology annotation, molecular function: cysteine-type endopeptidase activity. The transcript is spliced from 11 exons.